Notothenia coriiceps (black rockcod) is the source of this 2449-nucleotide messenger RNA. It is a transcript of the gene sost, whose product is annotated as sclerostin. Gene Ontology annotation, biological process: negative regulation of Wnt signaling pathway; negative regulation of BMP signaling pathway; ossification. The coding region runs from base 298 to 987 and encodes 229 amino acids. Gene Ontology annotation, molecular function: BMP binding. The transcript is spliced from 2 exons. The record is from RefSeq and is a predicted model, not a curated record. Lineage: Eukaryota; Metazoa; Chordata; Actinopteri; Perciformes; Nototheniidae.
CUUUAUCAUUAUAUUUCCUUCCCUCACUUUUCUCUCUCCCCUAUUGUAUCCCCUCGUCUUGUUCCCUCUCCUCCUAGUUUCUCAAUGAGUCUCACUCCAGCUUCAGCCCCUCCCACUCCGUGUAAGGCUUAAUUGUCAUCUUGGACGAGAACUCGCUAAGGCUUAAAUACCGCGUGCGCCUCCUGCAUUGACAGUAGAACUGACCGACGUAUCCGAGAGGGCAUCAUCUCGCUCUUUCUGGUGCGUAACAUUUUUAUCCUCCUCGUGCUUCUUCACUUUUGCCGCCGAGCCUCCAGCAUGCAGGUGUCUCUGGCCCUCCUCGUCUCCAGCCUCGCGCUGCUGCUUCUGCAGGGAUGCUGCACCGCCGUGAAGGGAUGGAAGGUACUAAAGAACGAUGGCACGGAGAUUUUACCGGAGUACAGAGAAAACAGUCGGACCCCUCUCGAGACGAUAUUACAGACGGCCAACGGCAACAAUAACAACAACAACAACAACAACAACAACAACAACAACAACAACAACAACACCCUGAAUAACAGGGCGAAGAGCGGCGGGAGGAGCGCGGACACUGUCUCCUACAGUGCCUCGGAGUUGAGCUGCAGGGAGUUGCGCUCCACCCGUUACAUUACGGACGGAUCUUGCCGCAGUGCUAAGCCCGUGAAGGAGCUGGUGUGUUCGGGCCAGUGCAUGCCCGCACACCUCAUGCCCAACUCCAUCGGCCGUGGGAAGUGGUGGAGGGGCAGCACCACAGACUACCGCUGCAUCCCGGCCCACUCCAGGACUAGGAGGGUGCAGCUGCACUGUCCCAACGGCAACACUCGGACUUACAAAAUACGCGUGGUUACCUCCUGCAAGUGCAAGCGCUUCAGGCCCCACCACAACAAAUCAGAGCUCAAAGAGGUGCCAAAACGCAACAAGAAGCACAGUCGCUUGUCUCAAGUCCGGAACAAGAACAACACGCCGACACUGAUGGGAAACUCGUACUGAUGCUCUUCCAAAGGACAAACACCAAAGCACACACACACGUUACACAACACACCAUUCAACAACGUCUCCUUCAACUAGGGAGGAGAAAUAUCAAAGAGAGCAAAUUCAUAAGCUAAUUUUUGGACUGGUUUUUUAAGUCAUCAGUCUUCAUUUUUUCAAUGUAUUUGUGAACUCGGCUGCUUAUUUGCAUGACAAAGUUAGUCACUGCCAGGGGGCUUGCCACAGAUGUAGCACUAUGUUGGAUAAAAAGUAUCUAAUCGCCCCAACAGCUCAAGCCUCUUUUGGUUUGUGUCCUGCACACAAACAGAUUUCAUUUAAUGAGAAGUCCUCCCCGAAGGCUUCCAGCCCAUCUGUACAAACAUCCAGCGGAUGCAGAGCAAUGUUUUUUAAAGCUGAAAAGGUGUAUCUUCGCCCCAAAGUGGUUGUAAUCCAUCUCCUUUUUGGCUGUGCGUGUGUGGAGGAGAUGGUGGCAGCUCUUGGGGCUCUGAUGUUGACAGGUUUCUGUGCAGCGGUGCAGGCAGCUCACUAAAGGCCUUACUCAUCGGGAUAGCCCCACAGCACUCUUCCAGGCCUGUCAGUCGCAGUAACCUUCCCCACAGCCAGAUGCAGAGUGAGGAGAGACAGAGAAAUUAAGCAGUUUUGACACUACGGGGACAUUCCUGUGACUCCUUAAUUACUAAAUGAGCCUAUUCCUGUGUUGUUUCGAGUCAUAAAAAGCCAUUUCCUCCAGCCAGUUCCUGUUUGCUGGAAACACACACAGAACAAAAAAAGUGCACAUGUGUGUGUGUAGGAGGCAUCAGAAAGUAGAGCAUGGUUGCGUUGUUACCUAAGGGCAGAGCUCUUCUCCAGCACGCCCACACACACCGGAAUUCUUUUGUAAAGGGCCAAAUAGAGCAGCGAUCAAGCAUCCACAGCCAAAAUCCAUUCGUUUGUGUCCGCUCCCAUACUGUAAAUAGCUCCAACAGGAAAGAUAGGAAUACACAUAACAUAAUGAGAACAAUAAUUCUGAUAAAAAUCUGACCCCCGGUCUGUCACAACCUCCUUCCUCAGCAAUGGGGACUGUUCUCCAUGAAGAAUAUUCACAAUGUUUCCACAUAUAGUCAUUCCGCUUCUAUUGCUUCCUGAUUUUUGUAUGGUUGUCUUAACUGUACCGACAAUGUUUGCUUCUUUUCCCGAUUGUAUGUUUUGGAAUAGCAACUGGAAGGGGUUUGUGGUGUAAGCUGAGAGCUGGGAUUGUACAUAUCAUACCUGUGUGGUCCGCUGCAGUGGGGGGACGGGGUGGGGGGCUGGUUUCUACAGACACUAAAGAAGGACUGUUACAAAGAAUUAACUGCAUAUUUAUUUUUUAUUUCACAUUUAAAUUAUUUAUGCAACCUUUUGUAGUAAAUGAUAGCCAUUAUUGUCAUAUAGUAUGAUAGAGACUUUGAAAAUGAAAUAAUGUACAGAACAUGAAUAAAGUAAA